Scomber scombrus (Atlantic mackerel) is the source of this 5174-nucleotide messenger RNA. It is a transcript of the gene gsk3ba, whose product is annotated as glycogen synthase kinase 3 beta, genome duplicate a. Gene Ontology annotation, biological process: negative regulation of canonical Wnt signaling pathway; extrinsic apoptotic signaling pathway in absence of ligand; regulation of neuron projection development. Bases 750 to 2027 code for a protein of 425 amino acids. The record is from RefSeq and is a predicted model, not a curated record. Lineage: Eukaryota; Metazoa; Chordata; Actinopteri; Scombriformes; Scombridae. Gene Ontology annotation, cellular component: cytosol; beta-catenin destruction complex; nucleus. Gene Ontology annotation, molecular function: beta-catenin binding; ATP binding; tau-protein kinase activity. The transcript is spliced from 11 exons.
CCUAUGGGGAAGGAAUAAAAAAAAGAAAUUCAGUAUCGUCGCACUCUGUACCUAAAGAUCAUCAUUUUCUGAAGAGCUCACCGCCCCAGGGCCUCGGUCAAAACACCGAAAUUUGACGGCGGCGAGAGCGGAUUUGGAUUCACCGCAGAGACGCUAAAGUCGCAGAAGAAGGCAGAUUUUCCGUCGGACGGUCUGUAGGCUAGCGUAUAGCGAGGGAGCCGCCAUGGCAGUCGGAUCACUGAGCCUCCACAUCGGGAUAUGAAGAGAAACUGCAUGCGUCCUGAAUCUCCAAGAAAACGCCGCAUUUGCCCGUGAUCCGCACCGGAUCCGCUGUCUGAACACCUGAUCUCACCCUUCUUCAUCUUUGUGAAAUUCAAUUCACAUCCAGAAAGAAAUCGCAAUUGGUUUUUUAAUCGGGGGGCCCACAGGGAGAGGCCAGAUUCAUGACUAUUUUAGUCGGAGACGUGUCUUCAGAGGCCCACUGAAAGAAAACGAGGAAUAUAAAGAAGAAACGAUGCUCUGAUUCACCGCUUGUGGAAAGAAAAGGGUAGUUUAUUAGGUGAGACGAACUAGUGUGAAGGAUUGUGGGAUAAAGGGGUCGCUUUCUGUCUGCCUCCCCCCCCUAGUCAAUUAUAGUGUUAUUCAUUUACUGUCAUCCUUUUUGGAUGAGAAGGUUUGGAGAACCGACCAGCCCUGCCGUGUAGAGAGUCACAAGUCUGCGAGAGUCCGAGAAUCAAAGGGAUUGGAUCAUGUCGGGUCGGCCCAGGACCACAUCCUUCGCGGAGAGCUGCAAACCAGUGCCGCAGCCCUCAGCUUUUGGCAGCAUGAAAGUCAGCAGGGAUAAAGAUGGCAGCAAGGUAACAACAGUCGUGGCCACUCCAGGCCAAGGCCCCGACCGGCCACAGGAGGUGAGCUACACGGACACUAAGGUCAUCGGCAACGGCUCGUUCGGCGUCGUCUACCAGGCCAAACUCUGUGACUCCGGAGAGUUGGUGGCCAUCAAGAAGGUCCUGCAAGACAAGAGAUUUAAGAAUCGCGAGCUGCAGAUCAUGAGGAAGUUGGACCACUGCAACAUAGUCCGCCUGCGCUACUUCUUCUACUCCAGUGGAGACAAGAAAGAUGAAGUGUAUCUGAAUUUGGUUCUGGACUAUGUUCCCGAGACGGUCUACAGAGUGGCCAGACACUACAGCCGAGCCAAACAGACUCUGCCCAUGGUUUAUGUCAAGUUGUACAUGUACCAGCUGUUCAGGAGUCUGGCCUACAUCCAUUCGUUUGGGAUCUGCCAUCGGGACAUCAAGCCUCAGAAUCUGCUGCUGGAUCCAGAGACCGCUGUGCUCAAGCUCUGUGACUUUGGCAGUGCUAAGCAGCUGGUCCGUGGAGAGCCUAAUGUGUCCUACAUCUGCUCUCGCUACUAUCGGGCCCCUGAGCUCAUCUUUGGUGCCACUGACUACACCUCAAGCAUAGACGUGUGGUCAGCUGGUUGCGUGCUAGCAGAGCUGUUGCUAGGACAACCGAUCUUCCCUGGCGACAGUGGAGUGGAUCAGUUGGUUGAAAUUAUCAAGGUUCUUGGCACCCCGACUCGAGAGCAGAUCCGCGAGAUGAACCCAAACUACACCGAGUUCAAAUUCCCCCAGAUUAAGGCACAUCCUUGGACUAAGGUGAGUCAACAGGUGUUCCGGCCGCGUACGCCCCCAGAGGCCAUCGCCCUGUGCUCUCGCCUGCUGGAGUACACGCCCACAGCACGCCUCACCCCUCUAGAGGCCUGCGCACACUCCUUCUUUGAUGAGCUGCGUGACCCCAACGUCAAACUGCCCAAUGGGAGGGAGAAGCCUUCACUUUUCAAUUUCACCACCCAGGAGUUAUCCAGUAAUCCAUCUUUGGUCUCCAUACUCAUCCCUGCUCACGCCCGCAGCCAGGCUUCCGCCUCUACCCCAACCAACGCCUCUGCCACCACAGAUGGCAGCAGCACAGACAGAGUUCCCAGCACCACCACCGCCUCGGCCUCGGCCUCCAACUCCACCUCCUGAGCCUGCAGAGGACCCGCCCCGCCCCGGUCUCAGCCCCAGCCCACGGCCUCUCCAUUGCCCCGGCCAGGGGGUGAGCUCCGCUCAGCUCUGCUCUGCCCUGCUCUCCUCCCUGACAACAGCGGAGCGAUGCUGACGCAGUCCGGGUUCAACAGCUAGCCAACAGCCCCAUGCCUCGACCACAAACCAAGCACCCCUAAUCCACCUCCUUUAACCCCCUCAUCCAGCUGUUUGAACUCUACUCCAUCCUCCGUCAAAGACGUCUCUCCGUGCCCUUUCAACGGGGAAGCAAAGUGCAGAGCCAGAGGUGUUUGUCGACUGUACUAAAGAUAAAAGUACACUGUACAUGUAUACACAAUGCUAGCCUGCUAAUGUUUGUAAGAGGACAAUCUGUAGAAAAAAGUCCUAAGCUGUCUCCCCAGCCCCUUUCCCACGUCUUCCCCUACAUUGUCCAAUUUUUCUGCAUCUACAUCCUUUGACCUCUGACCCCUGUGUCACCUGACCGAGCCCCCCCCCCCUCCCUUUGUUUCCUCCUGUAGUGCAUGGCCUGAGUAUGGUUAGGAUCACCCGGGGGUCACCCCCACCCCUGCCCUUUCACCUCUCACCUCCGCAGACAAGGCAUGAGGCUCACGCACGCGUAUACACACAUACACACUCAUAAAAACACAAACACACACACACACACACACACACACACACACACACAUCCUCAGACACAUGGAUGCAUGAUGAUCCUGGAUGUAUGUGCGGGGUAAUGUUUGGACUUUUUUUUUUUUUUGCCUGGGGUUGUUUUUAAAUGGUUAGCAAGCUGUUUUACUCGACCUUGUUUUAAAUUUUUGUUUUGUACUCCCGGGCAGAUGUUCUUGGAUUGCCAUGUGCGAUGGAUGUGACAUGUAUCUGGUCCUGUGUGCUUGUAUAAUAUAUACAUACAAUACAAAACAAACAUGCAUACAUACACAGUUUAUAUAUUACUUUUCCUUAUGUAUAAAAAGUAUAUAUAGAUAUAUGUAUAUUAACUACAAUGGUUCAGAAAUCAUUUAUGGUGAGCUCAUAUCUGGCAGGGCAGUGGCAAUAUUUGCUGCUGCCUAAAGACAAUAGAUCUAGAUAAGGUGGUGUUUGUUUUUUUUUGUUUGUAUGUUUUUUGUUUUCUGGUCAAGCUGGAGUGUGUUUAAAUUCCAGCAGUCACUUCCCUGCUCUCCUGUGUUGUCUGUAUUAAAGCUGUAGAUGGAUUUAGGGCAGUGCUCUAUUCCCUGUCGUUGUACCGACUCUGUCUGUAACAGUGUUUCUGUGACAGUGCAGUGUCUAGACAAACAUCCCUCUUCUCCUCCUCUCUCUCUCUCUCCCUCUCUCUUUGUCUCUGUGAAGAAUUCAAGAUGUUUCUUAACACUCUCUCCUCGACUUCUUGAGAAGUAUCGGCUGUGGUUUUUGGGGUCUCCUGACACGCCGCUCACUGUCUCGUGUUGUGACCACUGACUGAAGUAUUAGCCUAGCGUUCUCUCUCUCUCUCUCUCCUCCACCUGCCGCACAUAGAGCCAUUUGGUACAGUCCGUCGAACCGUCUUAUAUACAGAGAAUACUCACUACAAAAUGAGAAAAAAGAGAAAAAAAAGAAGAAAAAAAAAGAAGCAGAAUUUGUAUAUACAGUUUAAAUGCUCCUCACCAAAAUUCUGACUUGUAUGACUUGUAUGUUGUUUUUUUAUGUUGUUAUGUUGAUUUUUUUUUUUUUCCAUGUUGUGUUCAAGGUAUGUAUAUAUGCAGACCCAUGUACUGUUUAUGAGCAAAAACAAAGAUGACAAAGGGUAGGGAAAGUAAUGAAAAAGAUAUAAAAAAAAAAAAAAACAGAAUCAGGGCAAAACUGAUGUUGUUUAUGGAUAUUGUAGAUGAUGAUCAGCUUUAUCCAGCCAUAUGUUCAAUCUUACUUGUACAGUACAGUAGAUGACAGCUGUAUUAUUGUAACAAGAACUAGUUAUGUAUAGUGUAACUAUAGUUUGGAGUGCCUUUGCUUUCAUACACCUUCGCCUUGUUUCCCCACCUCACCUGGCCCAGCCAUCACUCUCCACCCCUCCUCCUGAUAUUGUGACUCUCCCUUUGGUGCUGUUGAAUGUCCUGCUAUCCUGCAACAGACUCACAUGCACACAUGCACACAGACACAAACACACCUACACAAACACACACACACUCUUCCACUUUUCAGCCCCCUCCACUCGCACCUCUUUCUCCUUCUUUUUCAUUGCACACUUCUAUGUAAUAUACAGACAUUGUUCAUUGUAAGGAUAUUUUCCUUUUACGGAAGAUACAGUAGAAAAAAAGUGUUUAUUUUAAUAGAUGCUAAAAAAGGUUUUAUCUUGGACACAUAGAGACGCACAAACAUGUGUAUCACAGUCCUGGCACAGACUCCGGGGCAUGAAGGGGGGAGGGGGGGGGGUUGUGGACGGCUGCAGCGGUUAAAAAAAAAAAAGAAGGCCUAAAAUAUGCUGUAUAUAUAAAAUACAGUACAGUUUCUGUAUUACUCAGUGUUGGUUCUGUUACCAAAGCCAAACUAUGAUGUAGUUCUGAUGAGCCAUCCUCAGAGGCAAUAAUGUGUUCUGUCCCCCCUCUCCGGAUAAUAUGUUGUCGUUCCUCUGUCCUCUUGUUCAUUCUCCUCCCUGUCUGCAUAUUUCGGGGGGAAUUCAGUAGCACCUAAAGGGGUCGAGUCAUGUAGCCUUUCUCCUGUCUCCUGCUUGCUGUAAUUUUGCAUUCAUGAACGUGUUGCAACCCUCCACUAGAGAGUUUGACCACUUCACCCUACCCCUAACUCCAGUUCAAUAAAAACACCACAAAGGUUACCAAAAAAGAAGACAAGCAAGAACACAUGCUAGUGUAUUAUACUAGUGCAUUAUACUUGCAUAAACACUAGUAUAAUGUGCCAACUGGGGUUAAAGAAAAGAAAAAUCAUAGAAAAUACUACAAAAACAUCCCGUAUAACAGUACUACUACUUGAAUGCCUCCGUUUGUGACUGAAAUUUUUAUUUCAUUUGUUUUUUCUUUUGUUCUGUGAAGGUAUGCUAAAUGUGCGCCUCUGUAAAUAUUCCCUCUGCGUGCUCUGAGGAAUAGUUCCCUGGUACUGUAAUUUGCAUUAAAUAAAGAGUAGGAUAGCCUGGAAAUGAUCAAA